Molecule: messenger RNA, 2849 nt
Organism: Amphimedon queenslandica
Lineage: Eukaryota; Metazoa; Porifera; Demospongiae; Haplosclerida; Niphatidae
Exons: 6
Coding region: 24-2807 (927 amino acids)
Source: RefSeq, a predicted model, not a curated record
UUAGCAAUGCUAUUGAAGUCAUAAUGCAUGAUGAUAGAUGGGCACAUCUACAGUCUAAUGGAGAGCAUGAUAUUACUAAUAAUUCUGGAAUGGAUCAUGAUUUCAGUUGCAGUACUCCAAGCAGAUCAAAUAAGCGUUCAACUUCACAAGUGGAGUCACCAGAUAUAUCUAUUGUUGUCAGUAAUGCUAAGAGACGAAAAGUGUACAAAGUAACACCAAGCCGUAAGGAUGCUGUUAAUGCAUACGCUCGAAAAAGCAAGAGAAAAAUAGCAACAGAAUGUUUAGCUGAUAAAAAAUCAAGGCAGUACACUUUGUCGAGCAUCAGUAGAACUAUUGAAACCGAAGUUAAGAGGAUGAGUAGCGUCAACUCCAUUCUAUGUAGUCAGUCACCAGAUCAUUUGAAGUUUUUUCAUUGGGAUAUGAUUUAUAAUGAAUUACAAAGUAAAGCGCCUGUUCUUUUACAAUUUCUCGUGUCUGCUACAAACACAAAAACCAAACGAAAGAAUAGAAUUGCUGUUAUUUGUACCUGUGCUGCAAUAAUCUUAAAGUAUCGUUAUAGAAAUUUGAAUUUGCUUCAAAAGGUCUUAUCCCUAAUAUUGUAUUCUAGCCAUUGUUCAAAGAAGGUAUAUUCAAGAUUUAAUGCUAUUGAACUCACUGUGUCUCAUACUUCUGUGAUUGAGUUAGUCAACAGUCUUGGGAAAAAUCAUGACGAAGAAGUAAUGAAAUGGAGAGAUGAUAUUGCUGGUAUAAUGGACAAAGAUGAUAGUAGGCAGCUUGCAAGCUUUGUUUUACCUGUAUCUGAUGAUGAAUGUGAUGGUUGCAUGUGUGAGUCAACUUCUAGUAAUUACUCCAUCUCUAGCUAUGAAUUCGAUUCUACUGAUUUUUCAGAUAUAAAUUAUGCUGGUACAAGUGUAUCUGAUGAAGAUGAUGCUAUGGAACUCUCAACUAGCACAAUAAACGUUGCUGCUGAAACAGCAUGCAUAGCCUCAACGACUGCAUUACCACCAAAUGAUGGUUUACAUACACUUGCAGACUUAGAGCCUUCUAUUGAUGUUGAUGACAAUGGUGUAGAUCCAUUAACUAGCACUGCUAAUAAUGCAGGAACACACAUCACAACAAGCACCACAGCAUUACCACUUAACGAUGACAUGGAUACAGUAGCUGAGCUUUCAAACAAUUCAUCCUUGAGACAUAAAUCUUAUAAGCUAGUGGGUGACAAUAUUGAUAAGAAUGUCACACCAAGGUAUAUGCGAUUAAAUCGGAAAGUAAAAUCACUACACUACUUUCACUGUUACGCCGUGCAAGAUAGAAUUUAUCAUGACCUUCCUAAGGAAAGAUUACCAUCAUGUAUGCCUUCACCAGAUGCAGUAGCUCAGUCACUUUUGCCUUCACCUGAUGAUGACGAAAUCUUGAAGACAAAUAUAAAAAUACUUUUUUCUCGAAUACUGGUCGAAAUUCUACCUUUCUUUGAAUUAUGUUUCUCUGACAUUAUUCCAAAUCACAUUGAGCACAAGCAUUACAAAGAAAUGUCAUCUAAAUCAGUUGUAGUCCCUCUUGGUAUCAUACCAAAAAAUGAAAAUAAAAUCAAAGACAUGGUCGAAAUAUUGGAUCAUUUCCAUCAAUAUGUCCCUCAAAUUGAAUACCAAGUGGAUCAUUGUGUGAAUGAUGAAAGUGAGGUUGUUCACGAAGCAAAAACACAUGGCAUAUUUUUUGGAGGUGACCAACUUUCUGUUGCAAGAACACGAUCAGCACUUAGAAUAAGACAUAACAGUGAUACGCCUUCCGUUCGCCUUGAGGGAUUCAUUCCUGCCAUUGAAGACUGGCAUGCAAAAUUAACAUUGUUUGAAGUAAUUUGGAAGUACUUUUUAUCACAAAAGUCAGCAUCAGAUCACGGUACCAUGUACCAGAUAAGAAAUCUGAUUGGUCGAUCUAAUGUUACUAUAAAGCCAAAACAUGCCAUGAAUGCAUGUGAAGAUUUCUUAAUUUUAGUUCUCCGUAGCUACAUAACAUCUGCAGCAAUGAAAGUGCUAGAGAUCACAGAUGUUAACGAAACUCCAUCAUGUAUACCACCAGAUUUAUGGCUUCAAAAAAAAGAUGUUCGUAAGAAGGAAAUGGAUUCAAUUCUAACCAAGAUCGUUCACAAAUUUUUAGAUGUUGGAUAUAAUGAGUCAUCAGCUGAUUCUGCAGAUGGUGUCUUUACUUACGUGAAACAACUAAUGAGCAUGGGCAGUUUAUAUUUAGAGUUUUCUGAUGCUGUCAAGGAAGGCGAUGGUGACAGAGUCCUCCGCUGUUGGCGCUAUUUCCUUAUUAUUUUUCACAAUGCUCAUCGGAAGAACUAUGCAAAGGAAAGUAUUCAUCUAUUACACAAUUAUCAAUAUUUGCUUACACCACAACAGGCAGAACAAAUGAAGUAUAAUCGAUUUGUAAAUACAAGUGGAUUUCCAGGAAGGAAUAUUAGUGCCGAUCUUCACAUGGAACAUCUUAAUCGAGAAGUCAAGAGUUGCAUUGCUUUCUUACAAUCAAAUAAAUCAGAGCAAGCAAUAGUUCGUAUUGGUAAGGCAAUUGGAACGCUAGCACCAGUUUUAGAGCAGUUUGAUAGCAUUAAUGACAUAGAGACUCAUCAUACAAGACAUAAGACUGCUUCUAUGAAAAAGGAUAUACUCCAUGUUGUAGAUCACAUCAACACAUGCAAUGUCUUUUCUGAAAUACCUGGACGAAAGCUGAAUUGUUUUUUAAACAUUUCAUCUUUAUUACAUAAGAAAUCAAAAACUGAACUAAUUUCUUACAUUAAAACACAUACACAAUAAUUUACUUUAAUGUUCAUUAUUUGACUGACAAAUGUCACAGCA